This is a messenger RNA of Hyphopichia burtonii NRRL Y-1933, 1024 nucleotides long. Its product is annotated as GET complex subunit. The transcript has a single exon. The record is from RefSeq and is a predicted model, not a curated record. NCBI's taxonomy places the organism in Eukaryota, Fungi, Ascomycota, Pichiomycetes, Serinales, Debaryomycetaceae. Gene Ontology annotation, cellular component: GET complex. Gene Ontology annotation, biological process: protein insertion into ER membrane; retrograde vesicle-mediated transport, Golgi to endoplasmic reticulum. The coding region runs from base 24 to 974 and encodes 316 amino acids.
CUUGUAUUAUCUAAACAGGAACCAUGUCUGAGCAACCAUUAAGCGCAGAUGAGAAAAGACGUCUUUUGAGAGAAAGAAGACAGGCCAAAAUGCAACAGGGUAAGGCCUCUGAAAGAUUGAAUAAUAUCUUAUCUCAGGGUUCAUCGGUAAAGUCAGAUCAGCCUUCUAUAUCGGUUUUAGAUAAACCUCAAUCCACACCAAGUCCUUCACUUACUCCUCAAAUGUCUAAUGCAUCCCUUUCUGCUGUAAAUAAGGAUAGUGACCCUGAAGUUCUGGACCUUGAUACCAUCAUCAAAGAAAGAGAUGGUACUCCUCAAAAUAAAGCCCAACAAGACCCUGAUUUUGACGAAAUGUUGAACAAAAUCUUUGGUGCUGGUGCUCCUGGUGCUCCUGGUAAUCAAGGGGGUGCUGGAAAUGGUCAAGAGGACCCAAUUUCUCAGAUGAUGAUGAGUCUCCUUAAUCAAGAUGGUGGUGAUGGUAUGCCAAAUUUUGGAAAUGAGGCUAAUAAUGGACCUCAGAAUGUCUAUCAACAACAAUUGAAUGAAUAUAAUGUUUAUAACCAGAAAUCAUGGAAGUUCAGGUUUUUAAUCGUUAGAUAUACUGCCAUUUUAAUUAACUUUUUUUACCAUUAUUUAACCAUUGCUGAUCUUUCAUUCCAAUCUUCAUCUUACUCUUAUGUGCGUGGCUUGGUUGCUACUUCUCCAACAAAUACUUUCAUUACUACUUUCCUUUCUAUUGAAUUGGUCAUUUUAACUACAUAUUUCAUUAUUGGAACCCAAAAACAUUUAUUCAAAACUGCCAGCGAAAAUAAUCCAAUUACAAAACUUUUAUCUAUGGGCUCACUUGUUUUACCCCAAUUGCAGCAAUACAGAUCAUUGAUUGUAAGCAUAUUGGGAUAUUGGGAUUUACUUGGAAUGCUAUUGAGUGACAUUUCGCUCGUAAUAGUACUUUUUGGCUUAAUAAGUCGCAAUUGAACACUAUAUAACAUAAAUUAAAUAAACCGAUAUAUACAAAUUUAAACAGC